Neurospora hispaniola is the source of this 1722-nucleotide messenger RNA. RefSeq lists its product as uncharacterized. Gene Ontology annotation, biological process: regulation of transcription by RNA polymerase II. The transcript is spliced from 2 exons. Gene Ontology annotation, molecular function: DNA-binding transcription factor activity, RNA polymerase II-specific; RNA polymerase II cis-regulatory region sequence-specific DNA binding; protein dimerization activity. Bases 1 to 1722 code for a protein of 573 amino acids. The record is from RefSeq and is a predicted model, not a curated record. NCBI's taxonomy places the organism in Eukaryota, Fungi, Ascomycota, Sordariomycetes, Sordariales, Sordariaceae.
AUGACACAACGGCAACUUCAUACAGCCUCGCGUCAUCCCUCACUCCAGCUUUUGUCACAUCAGCUACUGCCUGCUGGUCCUGCCUCUGCCGACAUGCCGCCGCCGCCGCCGCUACAUCAUCAAGAGCCGCCGACGCCUGACCAGCCUCAGCCAGUGUUCGGUUACUUGCCCCAGAACGUAGCACAGCCACCGGCACCCCUCGCCACUCUUCUCACGGACGACCAAUCCAGAUAUCUUGACAGCUUUUUCCAAAACCUGAAUGAUGCUGCAGCUGAUGACCCUUUCCUAAUAUCACCAGACUUCGAGGAAGAAGGCUUAGCUUUUACUUCAGAAUGGAAUACGCGGCCGGGAAACCUUGUUGGAUCAAAUACUUCGUUCGCUCCUUUCGCCCGCACCAACUUCAACACUGGCUUCAGUGAUUUGUCAAGUGUACAUAGCUUUGGGGGUCCAUCAUUCAAUCACCAGCUCCAAGCGCCGCCACGGGCAACGGACGGUAUCCAUGAUCUCCUAAAUGCCGCUGCCGCUCUCCCUAACGAGGUAGGCGGCCAUGGAGGGAACACUUUCGAGCAAAGUUACGGGGGUAGCAGUACUUCUGGGGGGCAACAUGGCAUUCAACAGACAGACAAUAGCUUCGGCGGUGCGGCCAUCGCCUUGGCCAUGCGCCCUUACGCGUCCAUUAGCGAGCCUUCCAAUAACUUCUACCGCGACAUGAUCUUCCAACAGCCAGGGCAGUCGCAGCAACCCCGCCAAAACAGCUACCAGCAUGGGCAGCCGGUAAGGAUCCAAUUCGGUACCGACACCAGCUUCUCCCAGUCAACAUUCACACCCCAGAGGACGCAGGAGAGCUCCGAGGUCAUGAGCCAAGCACAACUGAAGGUACUGGAUUGUCUGGUACCCAGCCAAAGCGCCGCCACAACGCGUGCCUCCAGUCCUGUAACGCAGGGGCAGGGGCGAGGGAACGAGCACCACGGGUCAUUCUCACCGCCCAAGCUACGAACACAUCAUCGCCCGUCCUUACCUCAGGCACUUGCCUCCAUACAAGAGGAAGGAGGACCGCCCAAAAAGAGAAGGGCAACAGUGGACAACACCACUAACAACGAUGCCGCGAUGGCAUCACCCGGCCCGCUGGCUACCUUUUCCAACAGCCCCUACAGCCCGUUUUCCCAAUCCGGGUUUGCCCCUUCCUCUCCCAUGACGUCGCUAGGUGGUAGAAAGUCAGCGGGUCCAGGAGGAGCAAAGGGGAAGAAACUCUCACGCCAACAAGGACUUCCAUCUCCCAAUACAGUAUCAGAACCCACAGACUCCCAAGCCCCGAGUGGUGACACACGAUCACCAAACGAUGACGAAGAUAACAAGCCCGCUCGACCGGGCAAGAGGCGUCGCUCCUAUAAAGAAAAGAAGCCCAACCUGACGCUGGAACAAAAGAGGCUGAACCACAUCGACAGCGAGAAGAGGCGGCGGUAUAUGAUCAAGUCAGCCUACGAUAAUCUGUCGAUUAUUAUACCGGGGUACAAGGAGGCUGGUGUUAGCAAAGCGGGAGGGAUACAGUUAGCCGUGGAUUUCUUGAAGAAGAUAAUGGAGGAAAACGAGGAGUUGAAGGAGAGAUUGGAGCGAGCGAGGGAAAAGGCUGGGGUUAAAAGUACUGGGACAGAUGUUGAAAUGACAGAAAGGGGGAUACAAACUGGGCAGGAAGGGGGAGAUAACGGUGCUGAGGAACAAUGA